Molecule: messenger RNA, 483 nt
Organism: Symbiodinium pilosum
Lineage: Eukaryota; Dinophyceae; Suessiales; Symbiodiniaceae
Source: the annotation of a GenBank genome assembly
AUGGCUCUGGCGGACCCGGCGGUGGGGAUCGGAUCGCUAAAGAUCCCGCUCUCCAUAAAGAGGCUACAGCCCACGGGCCGGGCCUAUUCCAUCGGCGUAUGGUCUCACUAUCAGCUCUUGGAUUGGACGGAGCACUCCACUGCUUUCAGGUGCUGGCUCCUCAACGACGCGGGGGAGACGGUGCUCUUCUUCGAUUCCGUACAUCUGCAGGAGGUCCGCGACGAGCACUUGCAGAAGGUGCUUCAGGCCUCUGGUCGGCUGGGUGCGGAGCAGCAGGCGCUUUACAGCACCCUCUGGCGGCCGCUUGACAAGCCGGAGAACUUUCAGGCAUCCACCUCGGGGUUUGCGGGGGGGGGGGCACCCUUCUUAGGGUUCAAGGGUUGGGGCUUUCAUGCUAUGAUUAGGGUUGAGGGCUUAGGGUUUGAGAGGCUCGGAAGAAAUGUCAGGCAUCCUCCUCAGGGUUUCCACGCGCAAUGCAGUUGA